Messenger RNA from Menidia menidia (Atlantic silverside), 8448 nucleotides. Lineage: Eukaryota; Metazoa; Chordata; Actinopteri; Atheriniformes; Atherinopsidae. The record is from the annotation of a GenBank genome assembly.
AUGGGGUGGAAGGGGAACGGCAUUCCUUUGCAAGUGCUUCCCAAGCGGCAUCAGGCUGGUCUGCCACUGCUUUGUGCUGUUUUAAUCUCUUUGGGGAAAUCAAGCUCUAAAUCGGUGAGCCAGGUGCAGGCCCAGGCCACAGAGGCUAUGGCAGAACCAGCCUAUACCAUACCAGCUUUCCGGCAGAGGUCUGCUGAGGAGACGGAGGAGUACCAGAGAGUGAGCACAAAUGUUGGGAAAGGACUGGCUGUGAUUCAGGAGGAGCUCCACAGGAUGAGGGUGGCCACCAAGGCCCAAGUAGAGACCAUGAAUAUCAAAAAAGAGGUGAGGGAGUUAAUGGCAAGAAAGGUGGAUGUGUUGGAUGACGUUCCCAAGAUGCCCGACUUUCUGGUGGCCCUGCGUCCCCACACUGUGUGGGAGAAGACCCCAGUCAAGCUUUUUACCACUGUGGAGGGCAACCCAAGGCCCAUUGUCAAAUGGUAUAAAGGAGGAGUGCCGGUCGACCCACUGAGUGCUCCAGGAAAGUACAAGAUUGAAAGCAAGUAUGGAGUCCACAGUUUGACCAUUAGCAGGUGUGUUGUGAGUGACACUGCAGAGUACAGUGCGGUGGCGACCAACCAGUACGGCACAGCUACCAGCAAGGCCACAGUUACCGUGAAGAGACCAGCAGGAGGCGCAGAAUCCUGUCAGCUCGGUCUAGUGCCCCAUCUGACUGAGAUCCAUCCCAGUAAGCUGGAGGUCACCUUGCUCGAUAGGUUUCAGGUGUCUUUUGGUGUGGAGGGAGGAUCCAUCCGACUGGUGUCGACGAUGGUCGUCGUCCCCAACCUCCCCAACGUGCCACCCCUCGCCCAGUGGUACAGAGAUGAUAAACUACUGAAACCGAGUCAUCUGGCAGAGAUGUCUGUGUGCGGGAGUUCAGCGAGCCUGACUCUGCCUCAUCUGGCCAAGGACGACGAGGGCCUCUACACUCUGCGGAUCUUCACCAAGGACGGCACGGCCGAGCACAGCGCCUACCUGUUCGUCUCAGAUGCUGCCCCCUCUACUGCAGGAGCCCCCGGCGCACCCAUGAGUGUCAAGGCCUAUGACAUCAACUCGGAUUACGUCCUGGUUGCCUGGAAACCCCCCAACACCGUCAACGAGGCUCCGAUCACAGGAUACUUUGUGGAUCGGUGUGAAGCUGGUACUGACACCUGGGUCCAGUGCAACGAUGCCCCGGUGAAGGUGUGCAAAUACCCAGUGCACGGCCUCAGCGUGGGCCAUUCCUACUACUUCCGGGUGAGAGCCGUGAACAGCGCGGGCAUCAGCAGACCCUCGCGCAAGUCAGACAAAGUGAUGGCCAUCGAUGCGGCAGAGAGCGAGAGACUGCAAGGUACCGAGGAAGUGAUUAAAAUAGAAGGAAAGUAUGACAUAGUGAUCAAGGCUGAUGACCUGGAAGGCUACGUUGUUAUACCAGGCGAGCCCACAGAUGUGCAUGCAUCUGAGAUUUUCAAAUCAUAUGUGGUGCUGAGCUGGAAGCCUCCCAGCCCCCGCGGACGAGCUCCGCUGUGGUACAUCAUCGAGAAGUGCUUAGCAGGCACUGGGGCAUGGCAGCGGAUCAACACCGCGGUAAAGUUGCAUUCACCUCGGUACCCAGUCUUUGAUUUGCAAGAUGGGCAAAAGUACCAGUUCCGAGUGUACUCAGUCAACAUGCAUGGCUCCAGCGAGGCCUCGGCGCCCUCUGAGCCCAUCCAAAAGGUUGAUGGAGAUGGCGUUCCCUCUGCUCCUGGUCAAGUUGUGGCUACCAGGAACACCAAGUCAUCAGUGUUCGUUCAGUGGGAAGUUCCCAAACAUCUGAAACACCUCAUGGGAUACUACAUUGAUGGCCGUGCAGUUGGAUCCAAGGACUGGUUUGUGGUCCAUGGCCUGAUUCCAGGGGAGAGCUAUGUGUUCCGAGUCCAAGCCGUCAAUGUCUUCGGACUCAGUGAAGAGUCUCAGGAAUCUUCUCCCAUUGCUGUGGAACCUGCACUUGCCACCCCCAGUGCUCCCUAUGGCAUCAGCAUGCUGAGCUGCGAUGGCUCCUCCAUGACUGUGGCCUGGAAGAGCCCCAAACACUGCGGCGGCUCCAAGGUCAACGCCUACUACAUCGACAAGCGGGACGCCGACACUCUGGUGUGGAAGGAGGUUAACCUGUCUGCCGUCACAGAGAGAAUCUGCACCGUGGACAAUCUAACGGAGGGAACCUUUUACGAGUUCAGGAUCCAGGCUGGUAAUCUGGCUGGUGUUGGUGUGCCAUCAGCUCCAAGUGCGCCAAUGAAAUGUGAAGCUUGGACCAUGGAAGAGCCAGGCCCAGCCUAUGACCUGAGCUUCAGUGAGGUCAGAGGUAACUCUCUGGUCAUCCUGUGGAAGGCUCCGGUUUACACCGGUGCGAGCGCUGUGACCGGAUACACGGUGGACAUGGCCAAGAAGGGCUCCUCUGAGUUCGUCACUCUGAACGAAGAAGCCGUGAGCCAUCGCUACCUGCAGGUGACCGGCCUCCAGGAGGGAGAACACUACGUGUUCAGGGUCCGUGCCAUCAACGCGAGCGGAGCCGGGAAACCCUCGCAGGUGUCGGAGCCAGUCUGUGCCAAGGCUCUUCCAGGCACCAAUGAGAUAGAGGUUGGUGUGGAUGAGGAGACUGGCGACAUCUUCCUGUCUUUGGAGGCCUGCGAGAUUUCGGAGACGUCCAAGUUUGUGUGGUCGAAGAAUUACAAACCCAUUGGUGACUGCCCCAGGGUCUCUAUGUCAGCAAAGGGCAGAACUUCCAGGCUUACUUUCACCAGCCCCGAUAAGGACGACUUGGGCAGGUAUUCUGUGGUGGUCACCGACACAGACGGGGUAUCGGCCAGCCACACUCUGACCGAGGACGCUCUGAACACCAUGCUCGAGCUCAGCCAUGCCAUCAGACACCCAGUCGUUCCUCUCAAACACGGUCUGAACUAUGAGGUUCUGGAGAAAGGCCACGUCCGCUUCUGGCUGCAAGCUGUCAAACUGUCCCCAUCCGUGUCCUACAGGUUCAUUGUUAAUGACAAAGAGGUCACCAGUGGUGAGGGUCAGAAGAUCAGCCACGAUGUGGCUUCAGGAGUCAUCCAGAUGACCGUGGAACACUUCACCAGAGCCAACGAGGGCACUUACACUGUCCAGAUCAAUGACGGCAAGGCCAAAACCCAGAGCUCUCUGGUCCUGGUGGGAGAUGUGUUCAAAGCUGCUCUGAAAUCAGCCGAGUUUCAGAGGAAAGAGCACAUCAGGAAGCAGGGCCCACACUUCUCUGAGUAUCUCUACUUCACCGUCACUGAGGAUUGCACUGUCAUGCUGGCCUGCAAGGUGGCCAACGUGAAAAAGGAGACUUCUUUCUCCUGGUACAAAGAGGACGAUGAGAUCGUUCCAGAGACACCCCCCAACUUCUCCAGAAAAGAUCAGGGUGUGUACAAGGCUGUGCUGGGUGACGACAGAGGAAAGGACACAUCCACGAUUGAAAUUUCAGGCCAAGUGUUUGAUGACAUCAUCAACGCCAUUGCCCGCAUCGCCGGCGCCUCUGCCUCUGAACUGGUGAUGCAGUGUACUCCGGAGGGCAUCAGGCUGCAGUGCUACAUGAGCUACUACACAGAGGAGAUGAAGACCGUGUGGAAGCACAAGGAAAGUAAGAUCGCCUCCUCUGAGAAGAUGAGGAUCGGUGGAACGGCCGAGAUGGCCUGGAUGCAGAUCUGUGACCCGUCCGACAAGGAGAAGGGUCACUACUCCAUUGAGAUCUCGGACGGCGUCACAACCCACACCCGCACGUUUGACCUCUCUGGACAAGCAUACACUGAUGCCUAUGAGGAGUACUUGAGGCUGAAGGCUGCUGCAUUUGCCGAGAAGAACCGCGGCAGAGUGGUUGGUGGUCUUCCUGAUGUGGUCACUAUCAUGGAACAGAAGUCCCUGAGCCUGACCUGCACCGUGUGGGGCGAGCCGACUCCCGAGGUGACCUGGUUCAAGAACGAGCAGGAGGUCUCCUCCACCGAGCACACCAAGGUGACGUUCGACGGCGGCAAGUUCGCCAGUCUGGUCAUCACCCAAGUGACCCCCGAAGACUCCGGCAAGUACAGCAUCAACGUGCGGAACAAGUACGGCGGCGAGUUCGUGGAGAUCACCGUCAGCGUCUACAAGCACGGGGAGCAGAUCCCGGAGCCCAGACUGGGACAGCCCAAAGCGGCCACGCCCGCCGUCACGCCCGUCCCGCCCAAAUCCCCGGCCCCUCCCUCCAAAACCCCCACCCCGGUCCCGUCCAAGGCCCCGACCCCGGCCUCCAUGAAGAGCCCGACCCCGGCCUCCACCCCGGUACCCAAGUCCCCCACCCCAACCCCGAAGUCCCCCACCCCGACCCCCAAGUCCCCCACCCCGACUCGCAGCGUCAAGUCCCCGACUCCGCCCAGAUCUCAAACCAGCCACCGAGGCUGCGAAUACAAGCGCUCAGUUCCUGUCCAAAUCAGAGAGGUCCAUUGCUUUGUGAUGGCAAUAAACCUUCCUUAUCAAUCUCCCGCCGUCUCUGAGAUCAGAACCGCACACAAAAACAAUGAUUUCGCUCCCGGUAAUGACGUAAACAGGAGGCCUGCUGCAUGCCCUCACAGAGGAGAUCCGGCAUCCAUGGAGUCCAAUCUGUCCUGCCUGUCCUCCUUAGCGGAAGAGAACCCCGAGGCCUACGUUCAACCGAGUUACCGAGAAUCCUACCGCCUGGCCAUUUACGCCCUGCUCUGCGGGGGCAAAGAGGCCUACCGGGAGUUUCUGCGAGCGGAGCAGAUCAGCUACUUUCUCUCAGAGGAGGAGAUCCUCUUCAUCCUGAGAAAUGCGGAAUUACCGGUCGUGGAGGAUGAGCCGAAAGGCACACAGACCACAGACGAGGUCGGAUCCUCCACCUACUCCCCCACGGCGUCCUACGAGGAGGUGCCGGACCUGGAGCUGGGGUGGCCCGGGGUGUCCCCGGAAAGCGCGGACACCAGCAUCAGCCUGCUGUUUCAGCCCCCCAGACAGAACACGCCCACCAUCAAGGAGGUGGUGCGGAGGCAGAUCCAGGAGGCGCGUGAGGUCGUCGCCAUCGCCAUGGACGUCUUCACUGACGCCGACAUUUUCAAGGAGCUCAUCAACGCCGCGCUGAGGGGAGUGGGCGUCUACAUCCUUCUGGAUGAUUCCCAGGUCGGCGGCUUCCUGGACAUGUCGCACAGCGUGGGCAUCAACGUCCACGACAUCAAGAACCUCCGAGUUCGGACAGUUCAAGGAGACGAGUAUCAGUGUCAGUCCGGGCAGAAGUUUCAUGGAGGUUUGGAGCAGAAGUUUCUCCUGGUGGACUGCAAGACAGUUUUGUAUGGAACCUACAGCUUCACGUGGUCAUUCGAGAAGAUCAACCUGAGCAUGGUGCUGGUCGUCACCGGUCAGCUGGUGUCUCAGUACGACGAGGAGUUCAGAAGGCUGUACGCUCGCUCGGUGGUCCCGGCGGCCUUGUCCAGGUGGGGGCACCCUGUGCCGUACCUCAGAGACCCCGUGGCCGUGCAGAGCCCCAACGCCAGCAGGCUUUCUCUCAAUCAAGUUCCCAUGAGAUCCACGGUUCUCCACAACACGAGGGGCGCCCAGCAUGACAGAUUUAACAACUCUUAUAUGUUAGGUAGGGGCGUGAGCGUGCAGGAGAGCCUGCAUCAGUCCCACUGUGCUGAUAUGGGGUCCUUGGUAAGAGGGCAUAGUUAUGGCGGAGAGCUGCAGAAGCUAAACUUCAUGACUCGAUCAAGGAUGGGAACACAGGAUGUGAAAAAUCCUCCCGAGAGACCCGAAUCCCGACUGAGAGGUGGGAGGCAACUGCCCCAGGCCAACAGGAUGUACCACAGGCACCAGACUCGCUACGGCACCGACCAGAAUCUCAUACCGUUCAACUCUGAAACAUCUCUCAACAGGUGGAAGAUUGACACGUACGUUAAUGAAAAUGGCAUGUCCCCGGGAGCAUCGUGUGAUGCAAUAUCCCCCCUAAUGUCUCCGUACAGCAGUCUCACCGGCCUGAAUGAGCACCAGUCACAACUGAUUCACAGCAGGUCAAGGGACAUCAAGUCUAGACUGGAAGAAAUUAGGCAAAAGAGGCUCAGUCUGCAGGACUACGCCAAUUUCAGACAGAGCCAAGAGUCCUUGAGUCCUUUCUACUCAAGCAUAGAAAGGCAGAAAUGCAUGCAAGGAGGCCGUGACAUAAGACAGAGUGAAGCAGAAAUGGUGCAAAGUACACAAAACAGAGGAAGGAUGGAUGACUCUGCCUCUCCCUACAGUAUCAGAACCAAUGCAGACCAAAAGUCAAGGCAGGCAUUACACUGGCAUGAGCCAGCUUUUUCCAGGACAAAAGCCGAUGCUGAUUCAGACUUGAAACUGGCUGAUGCAAUGCUCAAGAUCCCUCACUCAGCACAAUCAAGUGGUCUCGGCAUCCAGAAUUCAAGACUGAUGGAGUCAUUGACAGAAAUCCCUGAAGAAAAAGAGCUGCCGAACCAUGGACUGAGUUUAGGAUCAACCGUCGGAGAAAAGACGGAAAAGAUUUGCAAAGAUGACAAAGAUCCUCUCGGAGAGAACUUAGGGGAGUCAAUUAUACCUGCAGGGGUGGCCCAUGUGUCUCAACAUAGUAGUACGGACUUUUUACCUUCCCCAGAAAAAGGAAAUGAAUCAACUGCUCUAAACAAUUUAAAUGCAUCCGCAGGAUGUCAUCCUGUAGUGGAAGGUCAAAGUGAUCACACAGAAAUAGGGCAAACACAACCGGAGGCAUCAGACACCUGGAGGAAAAAUUCCGUAGGAACCAAAGCGCCCAUAGUCGAUGAAAAGAAGGCCUCCAAAAAAGAGAGAACGACUAAGAAGAGCCAGUCACCAGGACUCUCCAGGUCACAUUCGGAUGCAGAGAAGCAUAAAUCUCCGUUUUCCAGGCUAACCCCUCAGCGUCUAAGCAAAAGGAAGACAAAUCUGGCGGCAGAUAAAGAGCCAGUCUCGAGGAGCACUCCGGGAAGUGAAGCCGCUGCUUCUCACAACAAGACAGAGAAAGUCUACAGUAAAUAUGAGUAUUUUCUCAGCCCUGGAAGUAUCUCGGACAACGCCAGGAGCUCCUCGCUGCACAGACAGGACGGUGGCCACGCAGCGUUUCAGACACACGGCACCACUGACAACAAACUGGGCCGACUCAUGCAACGAGUUGGAAAUCUCAUCAGCAAAAACAAAGUAAGAAUGAAGUUCAAUUUGGAGGAAAAUGCUGAAGCUCAUCAUUUUAACGUAUCUCGAGCAACAUUCAAGUCAACUUCUCUGGGUCAGAACAUUUGGGAGCAGCACUGGAGAGAAUGGGAAAAAUGGAAGACUUUCCUGGGUCUCGAUCUCAAACUUUUUCAGCGCGAUGAAAUACUGAACGAAAGGUUCUCCCAGGGCACUGCAGAUGACGCCAUCCUCCCCCAGAGCCUCCAGGGCGUCGUCCAGCUUCACCGGAAUGGCAAACUCCUUCUGCUGGCUGGGGGCUUUGUUCAGAGUGCUCUCGGUGCUCAGGUUUCUCCUGAUGCCGUCCAGCCCCGCGGCCACGGUGGCGGCCAGGACGAUGUAGGGGUUGGCCAUGGCCGAGCCCAGCUUGUUGUCGAUGUGCGUCUCCCUCCCGCCGUGGCACUUGAUGUUGAAGGAGCUGCUGUUGUCGUUGCAGCCGCAGCUGGCGUAGAGCACUCGCUUGGGGUCUUUGACGGUCUUGGCGAUGUGGCUCCGGCAGCCCAGGCCGGGGGACAUCAGACAGCUCAGCGCGGCGGAGUGCGUCAGGAGCCCGGCCAGCCAUUUUUUCCCGAUGUCCGAAAGCUCGCCGGCCUUAUCGCCGCUGUGGAAGAGGCUGCGCCGGCCGUUGGCGUCCCACAGGCUGUGCGAGAGCACCCCGGCGUUGUACAGGCCGUCGUCGGUAAAGAAGCUGGCGAUGUAGCUGUGCUUGCGAGCCAUUUCUUUGAUGCCGUACAUGCUGUCCACCAGCUGCUGGAAGAAAGGCAGGUCGUGGUUGCUGAGAAGCGUGGUGGCAGGGAACAGCAGCGUCUUCGGGCCAAUCCGGUCGGGGGCCCCGAGGACGCAGCACUCGUAGGUGAAGGACGAGUGGAAGGAGAAUCCCAGAUUCUGGAGCUGGCCCAGAAGCUGCUUGGCAAUGAGGCGAGGCGAGGGCAAGACUUUAAAGGUGCAGAGGUCAGGGAUCAGGAGGACAUCGCUGCUGAAGUUCGCUGUGCUGGCAUGGUCCACCUCGGUGCUCUUUGGGCUCAGGGUGGUCAUUACAUGGAAGAAGCGGACUGGCACGAUCUUGGACCUCGACACCCCGUGAAGAUCAGUGGCCUCAAAGCGGACAAAGUUGAUGUUUUCUCUGGCAAUCUGCUGCUUAAUCUGCUCCAUGACUGUGAAGAACUUUUGGUUCCCAGACAACUCAACUGUGUCGUUUGA